Aspergillus clavatus NRRL 1 is the source of this 1362-nucleotide messenger RNA. RefSeq names its product GPI-anchored beta-1,3-endoglucanase EglC (gene bgt2). Gene Ontology annotation, cellular component: extracellular region; fungal-type cell wall; cell surface. The transcript is spliced from 2 exons. Bases 1 to 1362 code for a protein of 453 amino acids. Gene Ontology annotation, molecular function: 1,3-beta-glucanosyltransferase activity; glucan endo-1,3-beta-D-glucosidase activity. The record is from RefSeq and is a predicted model, not a curated record. Gene Ontology annotation, biological process: carbohydrate metabolic process; cell wall organization. NCBI's taxonomy places the organism in Eukaryota, Fungi, Ascomycota, Eurotiomycetes, Eurotiales, Aspergillaceae.
AUGCAGACUAGACAGCUGCUGGCUCUCGCUCUGGCCGUGGCUGCCACCGAGGCCGCUCACCAGGGCUUCAACUAUGGCAACACCAAGUCGGACGGCAGCGCAAAGUCCCAAUCCGACUUCGCGGCCGAAUUCUCGACCGCGAAGAACCUGGUGGGCACCUCGGGAUUCACCAGUGCCCGUCUCUACACCAUGAUUCAAGGAGGUACCUCCGCCACUCCCAUCUCCGCCAUUCCCGCCGCCAUCGCCGAGGAUACCUCCCUUCUCCUCGGUAUCUGGGCUUCCGGAGGCAACGUUGCCAACGAGAUCGCCGCCCUCAAGGCGGCCAUCGCCCAGUACGGCGCCGACUUCGGCAAGCACGUUGUCGGUAUCUCCGUCGGCAGUGAGGAUCUAUACCGUAACUCGGUCGACGGUGUCAAGUCCAAAGCCGGCCUGGGUGCGAACCCCGAUGAUCUGGUUUCCUACAUCCACCAGGUCCGUGAGGCCAUUGCCGGUACCAGCCUGAGCGGCGCGCCCAUCGGCCACGUCGACACCUGGACCGCCUGGGUCAACGGCUCCAACUCGGCCGUCAUCGAUGCCUGCGACUGGCUGGGUUUCGACGGCUACCCCUACUUCCAGAACACCAUGCCCAACUCCAUCUCCGAUGCCAAGGCCCUGUUUGACGAGUCGGUAGCGAAGACCCAGGCGGUCGCCAAGGGCAAGGAGGUUUGGAUCACCGAGACCGGUUGGCCCGUCAGCGGCAAGACCGAGAACCUGGCCGUCGCCAACACCGCCAAUGCCAAGGCCUACUGGGAUCAGGUGGGAUGCCCUCUGUUUGGCAACACCAACACUUGGUGGUACAUCCUCCAGGACGCCGACCCGGUCACUCCUAACCCCAGCUUCGGGAUUGUCGGUAGCACCCUCAGCACCACUCCCCUGUUCGACCUGUCUUGCUCCGCUGUGUCUUCGUCCUCUGCCGUGCCUUCCGCUACUGCCGCUGCCACCGCCGCCUCCGGCGCUGGUGCCUCGGGCUCUCAGACUUCGGGUUUUGCGACCGCCGCCGCUGGCUCGUCUAGCGCUGCCAAGCCUACCUUCAGCGUUGGCAAGGGACCCAAUGGCUCGUACAACGGUACUUACCCCGGCUCCUGGAACUCCACCCGCCCUGGCGCCAACGGCGGUAGCUCGGGGUCUUCCGGCUCUUCCGGUUCUUCUGGUUCUUCUGGUUCUUCCGGUUCCUCUGGCUCGGGAGCUUCCGGCCACUCCUCCUCGACAGGCAGCUCGUCCUUCCCCUCGUCGACCAACCUCCUUAGCAACUCUGCUAGUGGACUCUCUGGCUCUCUCUUCGGCGCUGUCGCUGCGGUGUUCGUGGCCCUGGCUGCUCUGUAA